Guyanagaster necrorhizus is the source of this 2395-nucleotide messenger RNA. RefSeq lists its product as uncharacterized. The record is from RefSeq and is a predicted model, not a curated record. Lineage: Eukaryota; Fungi; Basidiomycota; Agaricomycetes; Agaricales; Physalacriaceae. The transcript has 11 exons. Bases 134 to 2278 code for a protein of 714 amino acids.
UUUUUUCCCUGUAAUAGAAGCUUGGGAGUGGCUAUGCUCAGGGCCAGCCCUGCGCCAUGCCUUCAAAGGCCCACCGUGUAUUAACGACAGGACCUUGCUUCAUUUUACCCGCGAGGAUCUCACGAAUUGCGCUAUGGCGAUGGUGGACGACAAGGAACCGGAAGUGUGUAGCAGCAAAGUCCCAUGCCCAGGAUCUCCAGUCGGCAUUUCCGUCGAAAAUCCUUCCUUUCAGUCUCUGAAUACUGGUGCUCUAUGCCCUACACCGAUGACGAGUCGCUCCCAGGUACAUUUGGAAGAUUACUCCCACGUAAAUCUGUCGACUCGACGUCUACCCCGUCACGGUUCCCGGCCUCCAUCCAUUGCGCAGAUACCAAUUGACCAGGGCUCUAUACGCGCCUACUCAUGCUCCAAUGCAUCACGGUCGUCCCAGGAUGUCAGACAUUCAAUGUCCAAUUUGGCCACAUACACCCACCCGGUCAACUCAUCUUGCCAUCGGCUCUCGAGUUCUCGACCUGGCCCUCUAGUAGUGACCCCCCCAUCUCCCAAGUUUGAUACUGCCUUUCUGGUGAUGCAACUAACGCCUGCUGUGAAACACGAUGGAUCGGAUUGUGCUAUACCGGGCGGCAUCACUACGUUGACUGCGGCCUAUCCAGCCUUUUGGCCCUUAGCGCCUCAACAGGUUCAAAGAUAUGAGAGAGAACUUGUAGCCCCCAACCGAACGGAAUACUGGAUCGAUCCUCUGACAAUUUCCUUUCAUCCUGAUCAUUGUCACGACGGAUGGUCAACGUAUGUGCACCCUGAAGGCGCUCGCUACUUUGUUCACGAGAGGAAGGUACUCCCGUGCACCGGUAACUACCAUGACUCCAUGAUAUCCUCCGGCUGUUUGUUACCGAGGAUAUUCACCGAUAUCAAUGUCUGUGAAUCGGAAAAGCUAGAACUCGUUACGAAAUUUAUGGUCGAUAUGGAAGACUACAUACGGGCAAAAGGCGUCAACAUACAUCCUAACGUUGAUCUUGUGUUUGACCUCAUCCGAGAUCCGGACAGCGGUAACAUUUGUUGUGCGUAUUACUUUGCAAGCCAUGACAAUCGGUCUACCUUUUGGCUGGACGACUUCGAUGCCACCUAUCUCAACAGAUGCAACGAAGUUCGCGGUGUCACUGAGUUGUCCCAUAUCGGUCACGAAAUAGAGGCGCAAUAUUGGUAUCAUUGUCAACUGUUUCCUACGUGCCUAGAGAUGACCGAAGAUAUCAUUGACGAGCUCAGGGAUAUCCUGAUAUAUUGUCUUGGAGAUACCAUGACCUCGCCGACGCCCAACUCUCCCUAUGGUGUUAUAGACCUACAACCAAUGCUAAAUCUUACGAAUAGUAUUAAGGAGUCCGUCAAAAAAGAUCAAAGAGGGCUCCCGGGUUCCGUGUGCAGUAUAGGUCGUUUCAUGUAUAUUUUCGUCCAACAGCGAUUUUACAACUUCCACGGUCAGCCUGGAGCCCGGCUUGAGCGCGAAAAGUCAGUUUACGGACGAAAGCCUAAACGUACGGCACUCAUUACCUUGCUAUCGCCAUUGUUGUUCUUUGCUCCUGAUAUUCAUCUCGCUUCCCUCGAGAAGAUCUGGGGCGACGGACUAGUCAGCAAAGUGUCCUGGGGUAUCUUCAUUGAGAAACUCAAUGCCGAAUGGCAAGAAUUCAUCCUUUAUUCUACUGUUUUACUCAACGCCAACGUCGCUUUCCUGGCUAUUCAGAGCGUCGAUGAUUCCAGUGAUAACCCAGGACGGUCGCCUGCCCAACUAUCGAGUUACCUUUCAACCAUCGCAAGUAUCGGCAGCAUCAUUCUGGGUCUGCUUCUGAUUCGGAAGCAUCGCUCCAAGGCUCGUGAUUCCUCUGAGGAAGCAUGGCUGUUUCUUCGCUCACAAAAACACAACAAGACCGGUCUGGAGACACUUGCUAUCUUGUAUGGCUUGCCUUAUGCUCUACUCAUGUGGGCCAUGGUUUCAUUUCUUGCUGCGUUCAGUCUUAUGUGUUUCACCGCUUCUAAUUCGACCGUCCGAAUGCUCGUGGGUAGCGCCUGGUUAGCUAUCGGCGUUCUCAUUCUCUGGUGUAUCAUGACAUCAUGGGAAACCAAGCAGCCGGACCACCGUUGGUACGGGAUAUUGCUUGUGUUUUUGGAUCAGGUUUGGCAUCGAUUACAUGAACCGAUGGAUUGGAAUAUCGCGGAAAAACUCAGUAACUUAAAUUGGCCACUACGUAGGCCCUCGAUGGACUCGAGGGAAACGGCUGUGGUAUGAUUGAGCGGCGACGAGCUGAUAGGUGCUUGUAUGUACGUUGUUAUAGUGUUCUAUUAGUAUUGCAUAACUAGUAUUAUCUGUAUCGAUAGCUUUCUGAAUCCUCUAAAUCGUGCUUCA